Messenger RNA from Suillus paluster, 759 nucleotides. RefSeq names its product exosome complex exonuclease RRP40. The transcript has 4 exons. Lineage: Eukaryota; Fungi; Basidiomycota; Agaricomycetes; Boletales; Suillaceae. Gene Ontology annotation, biological process: nuclear polyadenylation-dependent rRNA catabolic process; poly(A)-dependent snoRNA 3'-end processing; TRAMP-dependent tRNA surveillance pathway. Bases 38 to 739 code for a protein of 233 amino acids. Gene Ontology annotation, cellular component: cytoplasmic exosome (RNase complex); nuclear exosome (RNase complex). Gene Ontology annotation, molecular function: RNA binding. The record is from RefSeq and is a predicted model, not a curated record.
GUGUAUUGUUGAGCAUUUUUUUCCUUUUCCAGCUUCCAUGUCCGUCGUCUUGCCUGGUGAGCACGUCCCAGCCCAGCACGUCAACCUCAAGCUUGGUCCUGGGCUUCUUCAAUUAUCGAGCGAGCAGCAAGCGAAGUCAGCUCCUGUUAUCUCUACUCGCUCAGGCAUCCUCAACCACUCAGCUAAUAAGAGCAAGUGGUGGGUGGAAGGCAAUUCAAGACGAUAUGUCCCAGCUCCCCAGGAAAGUGUGAUCGGCGUGGUCACUGGACGGAGUGGUGGUGAAGGCUGGCGGGUCGAUAUUGGAUCUGCGCACCCUGCUUCACUGGAUGGCUUGGCAUUCGAAGGGGCAACCAAGAGAAACAAGCCGAGUCUCAAGGUCGGUUCGCUCCUUUAUGCCCGCGUUUCCUUGGCCCACAAAGAUAUGGAGCCUGAACUCGAGUGCUUCGACGCCCAAAGUCACAAGGCUGAAGGGUUUGGUGAACUAAAGGAUGGCUUUGUGCUACAGUGCAGUUUGCAGAUGAGCCGACUAUUACUUGAUCCUAAACAUUUUCUCCUGCCACUGCUUGGAUCGCGUUUCCCUCUGGAAACGGCAGUGGGAAUGAAUGGAAAAGUAUGGGUCAGCACGAAAGAGACGAAACAUACGAUUGCGAUUGUGCGGUGUAUUGAGGCGGUCGAUCCAGAUGGCGGCGGAAUGGACGAAACUAAUGUAAAGAAGUUUCUUAGUAAAUUAGAUCUAUAGAUUCUGUAUAUUUUCUCAGC